UGGAAUCCGACCCUAUUAGAAUUGUUAUCAGGCUAUGACGCUACUUACCUCAAUCACAAUUUUUACAGCUCCAAAGUCGGAAAGAGAAAGAAAAAGGAACAUUGUUUAUUAUUUGAAUUAUCUAAUUCCGAUUCAGCUCCAUCACAAUCAAUCAAAAAAGAAGAAAGUUUUUUUUUGUUUUGGAGAAAAGCUAUUGUAUUUUAGAUACAUCCGAAGCGAUCAAAGGAGAGGUUAGAUUUUAGAUGGCGAUACUGUACGCGCUGGUUGCGCGUGGAUCGGUGGUGCUGGCGGAGUUCACGGCGACGUCGACGAACGCGAGCGUGAUCGCCAGGCAAAUUCUAGAGAAAAUACCAGGAGACAACGACACUCAUGUUUCGUAUUCACAAGAUCGGUAUAUCUUCCACGUUAAACGCACCGAUGGACUCACCGUUCUUUGUAUGGCCGACGAGAGUGCUGGACGGCGAAUUCCUUUUGCAUUUCUUGAAGACAUUCAUCAGAGAUUCGUGAGGACUUACGGCCGUUCAGUUUUUUCAGCCCUUGCUUAUGGCAUGAAUGAUGAAUUUUCAAGGGUUUUGAGCCAGCAAAUGGAAUAUUAUUCAAGUGAUCCUAAUGCUGAUAGGAUAAAUCGACUAAAAGGUGAAAUGAGUCAGGUGCGAAAUGUUAUGAUAGAGAAUAUUGACAAAGUUUUAGAGAGAGGUGAUCGCUUAGAAUUGCUGGUUGACAAAACUGCCAACAUGCAAGGAAAUACCUUUCGCUUCAGAAAGCAAGCUCGCCGUUUUAGAAACACAGUAUGGUGGAGAAAUGUCAAGCUUACGGUUGCUCUGAUAAUCCUCCUCCUAAUUAUUGUUUACAUUGUGCUGGCUUUUGUUUGCCACGGGAUCACACUACCUUCCUGCCUAAAAUGAGGUCGACAGAUUGAGAUUCAAUCACUUCCCACUCCCAUGCCCCCCUUUCCUUUUGUUUCCGUUUUUGUUUGUUUGUUUCAGUCUCUGCUUGAGGGGUAUUGGGAUCCUUCUGUUUCCAACUUCCUCUGCUGCGAGUUGCAUUUACUUAUUAUUUAUUCAAUGUUAAGAGCUAGAACUUUCGUGUUGCGCUUGUGUAACCAUGUUUACUCGUGGAGCUUGGAAUGAUUUGGUGUUUGCCUUUUGAAGACAUGGCUUGAUUUCUCAAAAUUUAUAUAGGACUGUAAUUUUCUUUUCUUUUUUU
Durio zibethinus is the source of this 1206-nucleotide messenger RNA. Its product is annotated as vesicle-associated membrane protein 711. Lineage: Eukaryota; Viridiplantae; Streptophyta; Magnoliopsida; Malvales; Malvaceae. Gene Ontology annotation, biological process: vesicle-mediated transport. Gene Ontology annotation, cellular component: membrane. The record is from RefSeq and is a predicted model, not a curated record.